This is a messenger RNA of Carica papaya (papaya), 975 nucleotides long. NCBI's taxonomy places the organism in Eukaryota, Viridiplantae, Streptophyta, Magnoliopsida, Brassicales, Caricaceae. The record is from RefSeq and is a predicted model, not a curated record.
CUAGUUGUUCGGCAACAACUUACAGAGGUGAAAGUGGUAGUUGUGUUUGAUGCGAUGAUGUCUGGACUUCCCACACACAAGGAAAACUUUAAUGGUAUUGAUAUAGUUUACUCGGGGGAGUCUUGUGCUGAUGCAUGGAUUGAAAAGGAGGUUGUGGCUUUAAAGGAGGAUGGAUGUCCCAAAGUAUGGGUUGUUACUUCUGAUAAUCGUCAACAGCAAGCAGCACAUGGAGCAGUAAGCUUUUUUCACAUGUUUUGCAUGUUCAUGUGGUUAUAUCCAGACCUUUCAUAUGAUUGUUUGCAACUAUUGUAGCAGUUACCUAAUUUGGAAGUUGGGUUGAGUUAUAAGGUCACUUAGUUUUUUGCGUCUAAUUACAAUAGUGUACAUUACAAGGUCCCUUAAUUACAUAGCAGUUACCUAACUUGAAAAAAGAGUGUAAAUUGUAAGGUCCCUUAAUUUUAGAAAAAAUAGAAUAUAGUCACCGUGUUUUUGAUAAAUAUUACAACUGUGUUCAAUGAACUAAUUGCAAACAUUAAAAUUAUUGUUAAAGAACAAGUUAGUCUUCUUUUUUGAACAAAAUGCCCUACAAACUCAUCAAAAAAAGAAAACAGGAAAAUCUUGAAAAAAUGAGAGAAUCUUGGCCAAAAGUAGGGAGAACUUGGUUUUUCACGUUUCUCCAAUCGAGGUAUUCUUCAAACUCUCACUCCCAACUUUGGUCAAAGUUAUUCAGAAAUUUCAAGAUUUUGUUGUUCUCUUAUCAGAUGAUUUUGUAUGUGUCCUCUCUUGAGAAAAAAGAAAAGACUUAUUUGUGCUUUGACAUUAAGUUUAACAUCUAUUAAUUUAUUGAACUGAAUUGUAAUGUUUGUUCAAAACCCAUGGACUGAAUUGGCAUCUUUUUCAAACUAGAUGCCUUUUAACUUUGUCUGCGGUAGUGUCUUGUACUGUUCAAUUUUUAUUUUGACAUUUACUAAAUCG